AUGGUGGCCAACCCUGCCACACGUCAAUGGGCCAACUUGCCUACCUCCCCGGAACCAUCCAUUGGCGACAUGCUUGGGGUAGCCGUCUGGAGGACGACGAUGGGUGAAGAAAAGGACAACCACUGCUUGUAUUCAAGCUUUUACCUUGUGUACGAUCCCAUGGUGCAGUCACCGCAGCACUUCGAGGUAUUUCUUAUCCCCUUACUAGGCCGUGAUCUGGGCAAUCGGGAAAACGUCACCAUCGACAUUGAGGAGCAAGAAUGGCCGCCAUCGACGUUCAGAACCCACGUCUUCUCGUCAGCGAGAUGGAGGUGGGAGGAGAGGUCCUGGAUCCGCCAAGGGGAGCCUGCCGGGACCAUGGCCGAUAUGCUGCAAUCCAAUUGCUGGGACCGCAAGGCCGUCUAUUUCCGGGGAGCACUCUAUGUGCAUUGUCAAAAUGAUUCUGUCAUGAGGAUAGCCUUGUCCAAUGACAAUAAGUAUCAAAUGGUGAGAUCUCCAGCAACACGGAGCAAACUUGGUGCUGAGCGUGCUACCUUUUACUUGGGAAAAUCAGAGAAAGGAGUGUACUCUGCGUUACUUUAUCGGGCCGACUUUGGUAGCUGCCCCCAGUUUCGAGUCUGGUUGCUCAAGGAGGAGGAAGAGAUCAAUGAUGGAAAUCACAUUAUUCACUUGGAAUGGGUGUUGAAGACUAACAUCAGCCUUGAACCACUGCUGGCAAAACAUCCUCCUCUUCACGGUCAUAGCUUUGUCGAUGAUGAAUGGAGGGUCAUCCGUAACUAUAACGAGGAGGAAUUAGAAGCACCACCACCUGCUGCUGCUGCUGCUGCACAUGACGGCGACGAGUUUGCUGAUGAUGAUGAAUGGGACUUUAACAAUGCUGAUGAGAUUGUCCUUGAAGCCAACAAUGAUAAUAAUAAGGCCGAAGCAGACACCUAUCCUGUUGAUUUUCUCGGAUUUCAUCCUUACAAAAAGAUUGUCUUCUUUUCCUUAUCAUCGAGGACAAUAUCUUAUAAUUUGAAUACCUCAAAGGUUCAACAGUUGGGCGGCGACAUAUGUUUAGCGGUGGGCAUAAGAAAAUGUUUCCCAUACACACCAUGCUGGCUGACCAUGGGGGAAUUAUUUGAAAACAGUUAA
Messenger RNA from Miscanthus lutarioriparius, 1134 nucleotides. NCBI's taxonomy places the organism in Eukaryota, Viridiplantae, Streptophyta, Magnoliopsida, Poales, Poaceae. The record is from the annotation of a GenBank genome assembly.